Molecule: messenger RNA, 935 nt
Organism: Mytilus californianus (California mussel)
Lineage: Eukaryota; Metazoa; Mollusca; Bivalvia; Mytilida; Mytilidae
Exons: 6
Coding region: 114-788 (224 amino acids)
Source: RefSeq, a predicted model, not a curated record
GAACCGUUAACUUUCAAUUAAUCACAAGCAAUUUAAAGGUUCAGUUUUAGUUUAGCUGCAUUUGAGAUUGGAGUUGAAGUUUGUUAUGGUGUAAAUUUCGAUUUUUGGAUUACAUGAAUAGUUACGAUUUCCCGAGAAGGAUGUACUGUGAAGACCCAACUCCAUCCGUUUAUUUCAAUAGACCGCUAACAGCUUCUAGAGCUAUUCCACCGUGUUUUUCACAGGAUUUUUCGCCUCCGGAACUUCACAGAGGAGGAACCACCUAUGGGUAUAUGAACAGUUGGACAAAUUUGAGAGACGCGCCAUCUGGUGUUCCACAGACAAUUGCAGACACUAACUACAAAAAUGCACAGAGAGAUGACCACGACGUACUGUACAAUAAAACAUAUGCAGACCUGACCUCCAAAAUAGCUUACAGACAUCCAAACCCUGGAGUACCAAGACAAAGACAAGGAAGGAUUGGAGGAAGUUGGAGACAUAUAAAAGAAGUUUUAGGACAUGGUGGUAGUAGGGUGGUUUAUGUUGAUGGUUUGAUUAGUGUAUAUGACAAAGAGAACUUUAACCAACACCUAAAUGCUCAGUUACCAUUCCGUCCACACUUGAAAAAGACAUUAUAUUCACCGACCCGCCAUGACUAUACACAAACAACUUACAACCCAUGGGAAGACUGCGAGGGAAAAGUAGGAAAAUUUCCACCAGUAGCUGCUUCUGAUCCCGACUUGCAGAGAAAACUCAAUAUACAGAGUGCAUCUAAAUACAAAGGUUUUUACCAUUACAACAAGAACUGAGUGUAUUAAAGCACCUAAGACUAAGAGACUCGCUCAAAUUACACAACAGUAUUACAGAGGACAAUUAACACUCAUUGUUAUUAUUUAAUUGUUUUAUCUAUUGAUGGAAUUAUUUAUUUAUAAUCAAAAUAAAAUGUUACUGUUGUU